AUGUGCAAUGUCAUUCACUGGCUUGUAUUGUGUGAACUAGGCGACGUUGUUCUUCACAACUUGAGACUCAAAAAGGAUGCCUUGUCAAAGCUAAAUCUGCCUAUCGAUGUGAUUGAUGGGUCCCUUGGUGAAUUGACACUUUCUAUUCCAUGGAGUGAUUUAAAGGGAAAGCCCUUGAAAGUGGCAAUCAACAAUCUCUAUAUUCUGGCAGCCCCAAAGGCUUCUGCAGAUUACGAUCCAGUGGACGAGGAAAAGAAUGCUCAAAUUCUCAAAAAAAAGAAACUUGCGGCUGCAGAGCAGAUGUUAUCUCGGGCCAAAUCAUCUGGAACGGAAGAAAGCUCAUUUUUAACUCAGUUAACUACCAAGCUUUUGGACAAUCUACAACUAUCCAUAUCAAAUAUCCAUAUACGUUAUGAAGAUUCUUCUGUAUCCACAAAGAUUCCGUUUAGCGUGGGAUUUACUCUUUCAGAGCUAUCUGCCGUAUCUACCGAUGCAGACUGGAAGGAGGGAUUCAUUACUGUCGAUCAUCCGUGCAUCUACAAGUUUUUUCGACUUUCACAAUUGGGUAUGUAUUGGGAAACCAGCUCCAAGUCAUUUACAGAAGCUGAUGAUAUUUCCCAGAUUUUUUCCACAACUAUUGCACGCGACUCUCAAGUAGCUGCUUCUCAGCAGUUUAUUCUCAAUCCCGUUUCCGGCGAAGGAAAGCUGACUUGGCAAAAAGUGUACAACCCAAAUACUCCCAAAACAGAUCUCCAGUUGAUUUUCGACGAAUUUGCAUUUAAUUUGGAUGAGGAACAGUAUUCUACAUUUAUUGAGUUGUUUGGGUCAUUUUCAAGAUAUAUGAAGUCAUAUCCGUAUCGAAUGUUUCGUCCCCCCAGAUCCAUCACACCAAAAAUGGAUCCGCGUGCUUGGCUUCAGUUUGCUGCCAAGUCUAUUAUACAUGAUAUUCACGAAAAAAAGCGUCGUUGGAGUUGGGAUUUCUUUCGCGAGCGACGAGAUUUGCGUUUAGAAUAUAUUUCCUACUACAUGCAGCUAAAGUCCGGAACACUCGACUAUGAGGGAGAAGAAGAGUUGGAUCAACUUGAAAUGUUGCUAUCUUUUGAUGAUAUUCGGCUUUACCGACAUUUGGCAGUAAAUGCAUUGAAAAAAGAAAUCACAGGACCAGUAAUUGCAACAACUGCACCAGCUACAUCUGGAACGUGGGUUGGCUGGUUGACUGGAAGUCAAACUCCGGUUUCGCCUAGCAAUUCAGAUACCGCUUCUUUGACCAACCCACAGGGUUCUACUGGUGGUGCAUUUUCUGCGGCAGAUGUGCGUCAACUUUACGAGGCAAUCGAGUUUGAUCCAAAUUCUGUUUCAAGAAGUGACUAUCCAGAUAAUUUUGUGCAAUUAAGUGUUCACUGGAAAUUACGAUCAGGCUCAUUGACACUUCGACGCGAUCCCAAAACCCAAGCAGUUGAUCUUUUUAGUUCAACUUUUGAAGGAAUGGCAGUAAGCCUUUGUCAAUAUCCGCACUCAAUGGAGAUUAAUAUGGCAUUGGAAAAGGUGGUUGUUGUUGAAAAUGUUUUAACUAGUCCAUUCUUCAGCAUUAAGUUUGAACAUAAACCAUUGGAUGGAAGUGUUGACGAUGCCCUCACAGUGAAGAUGUUGCCUUUAGAGAUUGUUUUGAACCCAUAUGCUCUACGCACACUUGUUGAUUUUUUCAGUCCUAAAAAGGAUGAGUAUGAUGCAAUCUAUACAUUACAGGCUGUGGCUCAGGAUGCUAUUCAAGAAGUUACGACACAGACCAGAACAAAUCUUGAGUUUGCCAUUGAGGGACAUCGUUCACUAAAUCUUAAGAUUGAAGUGGAUGCGCCUAUAUUUUUGAUUCCUACAAAUUUUAUUGAUGAAAAGGCUCCAAUACUAGUUAUAGAUGCUGGGCAUUUAAGUGUUAAAAGUAUCCCGAUUAGUAUGGCAACAAAAGAACUUUUGCAAAACGAAGGCUCAUCUAAAUUACACGACCUGGAAAAGUUUCUUUACGACCAGUAUCUUGUAGAUUUUACGUCGGUGCAGGUACUUGUUGUAGCAGGAAUUGACGAGUAUCACUUGGUCAUGGAUGGUGAGCUUUUGGAUCAAAUCAGUUUUAUGGAAAAAGUCGAUGUAUCGUUAUCCGUAGGAGUCUCAAUUUUGCCCAAAGCAUACGAAUAUGCUAAACUUAAAGUGGAUGGCCAGCUUCCUCGAUUACAUGUCAAUUUUUCAAAUUAUAAUCAUUCCGUAUUGAUGGCAGUAUUAGAGUCUUCAAAAAAAGCAUUUUCUCGACCUACUAUAGCUACAGUUCCCGCGUUGAAUCCUCCAUCAAAAUCCAAAUCUGAAGAAUGGUAUCGAGCACUGACAUCGACUUCGGCUCCGUUGAUUCCGACAGAUUCAGAUGAUGAAUUCCACGAUGCUCAAGAAACCAUUUCAAGCCCAGUUCAAGCAAACUCUAAUCUAUAUUUCAAAAGUACUUUGGUGCUGUUUUCGUUUAACUGUCAUCAAGUUUCAGUUACAGUUCGAACAGUGUCAGAUUCCAGCACGACCAAACAAACGGAUUUGGCAAUGCUUUCUAUGAGAGGAUUUCAAAUAUCUGUUACUCAGCGUCCAUUUGAUAUGCAAGCAAAAUGCAGUUUAAAGUCCAUUUCGAUUGAAAACCCGAUGCUUCCCGAGUCGAGUCCUUUCCGUUGCCUUGUCGGAUCCAGCAUAUGCGAUGAUUCCAUUGAUAGCUCAACCAUUGAUUCCAGUCAUUUGGUGAAGAUUGAGUUUGACAGUAUUCAACCAGCCUCUCCAGAUUAUGCUGGGAUAUCCAUGCUGAUUUCUGUUAAUUUCAAUUCGACUCGUUUUGUGAUUUCACGUGAGUGGAUUCAACGUAUGUACGUCUUUUCGACCGAUAUCUUGCGUCGCCCAGAAUCUUUGAAUUCAGCACAAGUGGUUUCCGACUUGCCAUCAGAUUCCUCUGAAAUACCUUCAGAUUCUAAUGAAUUUGAUAAUGUUUCUAUGGAAACUGAAAUGUCAGGGUCUUCACUCGUUUUCAAUCUUAACGUGAAAUCGGUAGAGACUAUUGUUUUGGAAAAUGAUCAUCGAAUUGCCAGUGGAAAGUUUGAAAGUCUUGUCAUCCAAGCCAAGCUUUGUGGCGGUAACUCUGUUGUGAAUGGCACUCUUGGAAGGUUGUCGAUAGUAGAUGAUUUGGCAGCACCGGAUCAACCGUUACUUCGAGAUUUUCUUAUUGUCGAAGAGGAUCAAACUGCCGAGUUUUUCUUUGAAAUUUUAGAUGCGACCGAGUCACGACGAGCUGGUUAUGACAGUUUUUUGAAGCUGCGUGCUGCAUCUUUGAAAAUAACAUAUUUAAAUGCUUUCAUUGGACGACUUUAUGCUUAUUUUUGCAAGUUCCAAGAAAUGCAGGCGUUGAUGGACAAUGCAAGAAAAGUUGUUGAAAAAUCAGCCAUUCAAAUGCAACAACGCGCUGGCAGAUUUGCCUUUGAUGUUGUGCUGCGUACACCGAUUUUGGUACUACCCAAGAUAGCUACAUUGGACCGACUUGUUUUAUAUCUUGGAGAAAUUGCAGCAAAAAAUUCUGUUGUUUCUCCUGUUUCCGAUAUUGGGGUCGCUUUAGAUGAUGAGCAUCGUAUCAAGGUUGAAUCUAUGCGUAUUGUAUCAGUAUUUUCAGAGAAUGCAGAUCAUCCUCUUCCAAUGGUGGACAAAGUUGAUCUUGAUUUAGUUGCAUCGAUAUUCCAUGACAGUCUGCCUGGUGUUCCUAAGAAACAGAUUAUAAUCACUUUUUCGCCAGUCAUUUUUAACCUUACUGAUGAUCAGUAUCAGCUAACUGUUGAUAUAUGGAGAGCUUUUAAUGCUGUAUCGGAAGCACCUGCAACUCAGUCGCCAUCAAACUUGAAAUCCGUUCAGUCACCCGAGUCAGCGGAACCGAUUGCCCCAGUCUUGCAGACUGUUCUUACUAGCAUUAGUGUGCAUAUUCCUUCGAUCAUUUUGAAUUCUUUUUCGGGAACUACCAAGCUCAUGACUAGUAUUGAAGAAAAAUCACUAGCAAAGUUUGCUGGAAGCAGUGCAAACGUAAAACUGCAAAUGUGUGAUAAAGGUAUGAUGGAUGUGGAACUGAGAUUCCGCAGUCUUUCACUGUAUGAUACACGUGUGAACGAGCCAACAUGCUUUCGAGAUAUCAUGACUCCAACUGAGGAGACUGAUGAUCAAUUUGUAAUGCAUUACAGUUCUUAUCCGAUGUCAUCAGGCCUUGUAUUGACCAUUGACCAUCCAAAAUUGAUUUUUGACCUGGAUCAUAUUUUUGGCGUUCGUGCCUUUUUUGCACGUCCAUGGGGCUCUCCUGCAAAUGAAAACUCAAAAGCCGUUUCUCGAAAUGACAGCUCUGACGACUUUGGCAACGUCUCUCAGCAGUCUACAUUUACAUUUAGAGUGAAUUUUGUUGAUCCGGAAAUUAUUCUGAUCCGCGAUUCUACUUCCCCUAGCACAGAUGCUGUUGUGCUGCUAAUUGAUCGACUUGUAUUAUCACAAGAUCAGAUUUUAGCAAUUAGUUUUCAUGAUCUUGGAAUGUACUUUUGCACGAUGGAUGCCCGCGAUAAAACACAGCUUCGUUUUAUUGAAAAUUUUGAUGCCACACUUUCGCUUGACAGCCGCCAAACUGCACCAAAUCAUUUUCUCACCAAUGCUACUGUGUAUUUAUCUCGACUGGUGUUUUGGGUGUCGUAUCAUGAUAUGGUUUUGCUUUCCGAAUUGUCAAAUCGUAUUCUUGGACUGCUACAAGUCGAUCGUUCGCAGAGUAUAGAGAGUCCGCAAACAACGGCUGUCGAAUCCCCACCAGUUGAAAGUAACGAUAUUCGCCGUGAACGGUUUCGGCUUACGAUCGAUGGUGUUCGUGCGGUGUUGAUUGAUGAUAUCAAUGAUUUUCAUGUUCCUAUUCUGGAUCUUGUUUUUGAUAAAUUUAUUGUGGAAGUUGCGGAUUGGUCUUCUCAGAUACGAUUUGAUACGACUCUUUCUCUCCAUGCAAAUUAUUUCAAUUUAAAAAAUUCUCAUUGGGAGCCUUUUGUUGAACAGUGGCAGUUUUCUGUCAGCGCGGCUCGACAAGAGGAUGAAUUCAAACAACUUGCAAUCGAUAUUUUCUGCAAAAAGAAACUGGAGCUGAAUAUGAGCCACGCCUUUUUGAGUACGGUGGUUACAGCAGCAGCAGCACUAAAUACUGCAACAACACGAAAACUAUCCAAGCGAAGCGCACAGUAUCCAUAUAUUUUAAAAAAUCGGACUGGAUAUCCAGUGCACGUGUGGAUUGACAAGGAUGGAUCUAAUUUAAAUACUACAAUUUCCAAGAUUGAAAAUGGUCAGGAUCUUGGUUGGAAAUUUGAUGACUGGCGCACUGUUCGAGAGCGAUCAAAUCAAACAUCCCAUCGCUUGUGUGUGCAAAUCCAUGGUCCUGCAUGGGAGGCUUUAAAGGGUCUUGCUGUGGAUCGUGAAGGCUCUACUAUUCAUGCGCUUCGCCCAUCUUUGAAUAAAGUGACUCAUCGUCUUGUUUGCAGCGUGGAGCUCAAGGAUCGUGUUAAGAUUGUAACCUUUCGAUCAACAACACUUAUUUGCAAUCGGACAGGACUACAAAUUGAAGCCAUGAUUGUAAAUCGGAAUCGAAGAAAUGCUGCUAGUUCAGAAAACACUUUUCGCAUUCAGGCAAAAGAUGUUUUUUCAUUUCCCAUCGAGUCUUCUUACACUGACUCGAUUGUUGUCCGUCCCUUUGGCUUAGGAUAUGAUUGGUGUUCUCAACUGAUUUAUUGGCAAGAUUUUAAACCCGAGCAGCCAGCAUUCUUGGUGAUUUGCAAGGCAUUGGAUCCCUCCAAACCAAGCUUUCGUUUCCAAGUAAAUGUUCAUUUGAAUAAUUCACCAAACAGCAGCGAGUAUCCAUACAUGGACAUUUCAUUUCUUUCUCCAUUUGUUUUGGAGAAUCUUUUGCCUUAUGACAUAAAAUAUAUCAUAUUUGACAAGACUACCAAACAAAAACACCUUGGAUCGCUAAAAAAAGGAUCUUCAGAUCCCCUUUAUACUCUUGAUCCAACGCAUUUGCUUGCUUUGAAUAUUCAAGUAGUCGGGACAGAGUUACGACAAAAGGAAGCAGUGUUUAUUACCAGUGCAGAACUUCAAUACCCAGAUGACAUACUGGUGUUGCAUGAUCGAAUUGAUCACCAGUUGAAUUUGAAACUCAAAUAUAGUGGUAUGUCAGAAGGGGCCAACCGUCGGGUUAAAAUAUACAGUCCAUAUAUUCUUCUUAAUCGCACCGAGUGUGAAAUGUCGUUUAGUGCGCGCUCACUGAUAACAACAUCGCGUAUCGUCGGCAGCCAGAGUGCCCGUGGAGGUCGUGGACCAAUGGAGAUUGAGCCAUUUAUGUUUUCAUAUUCUACCUUUGAGCCGCUACGUAGUCGAGCUCAGGUGAAGGUUGAAAAUUCUGAAUGGAGCAAACCUCUGAGUUUUGAAGCUGUAGGAUCUGCAUUCCAAGUCACUGCGGCCAAGCCUUCCGAGAAAAAAAAUAUAUACUUGGGAGUUGAUGUUAAAGAGGGCGAUGGCAAGUACUAUCUUACAAAAAUAGUAACGUUUUCUCCAAGAUUUAUAAUCCACAAUGGUAUGAACGAGUCGAUGCUGUUCCGUCAAUCUGGAACGACAGUUGCAGUAGAGGUGAAAUCCAAAGAAUCUUUUUCACUGAUGGCACUGUCUUAUGUCGAUAAUGACUUGUUUGAGUUGAAUGUUCGAUUGUCAAACGCAAUGAGCGACUGGUCCAACGGAUUUAGUAUGACACAACUUGGAACUGUUUAUGUUAAAGUUGGCAUAUUGCAAUCUACUGUGGAAUAUUUGAUAAAAGUGGAUAUUGCGUUAGUAAAAGCUACGUUGACUAUUACUUUUUCAAAACAAGAAGGAAGAUGGCCACUUCGAAUUGAAAAUAAUACGGAUGUAGAUAUAUCAUUGUGGCAGCAGUUGGCAACUACACACUAUGUUAUUCCUCGAGGCACGUCGCUGCCAUAUGCUUGGGAUCAUCCUUCUGCUAAUCAUAAGCGACUUGUGAUUGAAAUAAAUGGAAAAGAGCAAAUCAUUGAUACGUCACAUCUUGGAAAACAAAGGGCGUUUCAGUAUCCGAUUGUUGGAGCGAAUCGAUUUGGAUUUCUGGUGAUUGAACUCAUUGCCGAGGGACCUACUACAAUUGUGCGAUUAAAGCAUCCUCCUGCUUCUACUGCUUAUAAGCGGGCUUCGUUGGGAGCUCAGCCAAUUGAAGCAUCUGUGCCUGUUGAGGCCAAGGUUCUUAAAACCGUACAAUUGCGAAUGGAAGGAAUAGGAAUAUCUCUUAUUAGCAGAGAUAUGCAGGAAAUUGCAUAUGCAUCUGCUCGAACGCUUGUUGUUGUUUGGACAGAUACUGAAGAGGUUCAAGCUUUAUCAUUUUCACUUAUGUGGUUGCAGAUUGACAAUCAAAUGUACGGCUGCAUAAACCCAAUAUUUAUGUAUCCCACAGUUCUCCCAAAGGAGGGAAAAGAAGAGUGGCAGCCCGUAUUAAUGUUAUCGUUGUGCAAAUCCAAAGAUACUUCUUUUGGUGUGGAUUAUUACAAAUGGUUUACUCUUCUUCUUCAGGAGCUCUCUGUUGAUUUAGAUGAAGAUUUUCUUUACGCAUUGACAGACUUUCUUAGAUUCGAUAGCAACGAUGCAACUUUGACAACACAAAAUAGUUCAGAUGCUCUUCUUUUUGACUCUACCCCAUCAAAUACAAACAUGGUCAAGCAUGAUGAUAGUUUCAAUCUUUUCUUUGAAAAAUUCCUACUACAUCCUAUGCAAGUAAACAUGUCAUUUUCAAGGAUUUCAAACGCAGGAUCCACUUUAGACGCUCGUCCACAAUCAGCAGGAAUCAUGUCAUUUAUACUCGAGGUUCUUACAAUGACUAUUGGAAACAUUCAUGAUGCUCCGAUUCGAUUGAAUGCACUGGAGCUGGAGCAUCCGAUUGUAUCUGCACCACAGCUUAUUGAUCUGAUUACUCGAUUUUAUUCCCAAGAAAUUCUAGGCCAGGUUCACAAAGUAAUCGGUGCUGCAGAUUUUCUUGGGAACCCAGUUGGCUUAUUUAACAAUGUUGCUAGCGGAGUUAGUGAUAUGUUUUAUGAACCUUUACACGGAUUUGAAAUUACUAGACCUCAAGACUUUGGUAUUGGUGUUGCGCGCGGCGCUUCGAGUCUAGUAAUCAAAACUGUAUUUGGAGUAACAGACACUUUGUCGAAAUUCACUGGAAGUAUUGGAAAAGGUCUCUCAGUCAUUACAAUGGAUGAGAAGUUUCAAGAAAAACGGCGUUUGGCAAAUCGGAAUCGUCCACGACAUGUUGUUUAUGGAAUGACGUCUGGUGCUGCGUCUUUGAUUCGAAGUGUAACCAGUGGAGUGACUGGCGUUGUUUCUCAACCACUAAAAGGAGCUCACGAAGCUGGAAUUGAAGGCUUUUUCAAGGGUUUAGGAAAAGGAUUGGUUGGAGUGGUGGCGAAACCCAUGAUCGGAGUAAUGGAUCUUGCUACUUCUGUAUCCGAGGGUAUUAAAAAUACCACGACCGUUUUUGACACAGAGCUAGAUCGCCAGCGACUUCCACGAUUUGUAGGAAAGGAAAAAAUUCUUCAGCCGUAUGAUCAUCGCGAAGCACUUGGUCAGAGUUGGCUGAAGAGUAUUGAAAACGGCCGAUAUUUCCGUGAGCUCUAUAUUGCUCAUUUAGAAAUUCGCGUCGAUGAUCUAGUAGCAAUUGUGACUGAAUCAAGGGUUUUGAUGGCACGUAUCAAAAGACUCAAGAUAGAAUGGGACAUGCCGUUUGAAGAGUUGCAAAUUAUCAGACCAGAAACUGGUGGAUUAGCUCUUGUGAGCAAGACACGCCAGGUUGCCAAAGCGCGCAUGAUUCCAUGCCCAGACGCCUCAAGUAUGGAGUGGUUUCGGGAGAUGCUCGAAGGUGCAUUUACGUCAUAUCUGCAUGUAUCCAAACCAUUUGAAUGA
Molecule: messenger RNA, 9018 nt
Organism: Batrachochytrium dendrobatidis JAM81
Lineage: Eukaryota; Fungi; Chytridiomycota; Chytridiomycetes; Rhizophydiales
Product: membrane morphogenesis protein VPS13
Exons: 44
Coding region: 1-9018 (3005 amino acids)
Biological process (GO): protein retention in Golgi apparatus; protein targeting to vacuole; late endosome to vacuole transport
Cellular component (GO): extrinsic component of membrane
Source: RefSeq, a predicted model, not a curated record